Molecule: messenger RNA, 2754 nt
Organism: Penaeus indicus
Lineage: Eukaryota; Metazoa; Arthropoda; Malacostraca; Decapoda; Penaeidae
Product: CDKN2A-interacting protein-like
Exons: 9
Coding region: 9-1898 (629 amino acids)
Molecular function (GO): nucleic acid binding
Source: RefSeq, a predicted model, not a curated record
AAUUCAAAAUGAGUGUUAACAGCAACUGGCAGGUAGAGAAAUACAGAUACCCAUUUGAAAGUGAGGAACACUGGAAACUCAAGAAAGAAUUCUUGCUUGCACACAAGAAGAAUGUUCCUGAAGAACAGCUGGUAUGCCUGGCACAGGUGUAUGUAAAUGUAAAGCUACUUGGAUGCAGGUAUCCAGCCCAGACAAUGAAAAAGAUUGCAGCACUUGGUGUCAACCUUGGGAAAGAGUACAAAGAAAUGCAGAAGACGCGGCUUCAACGCACAUUCGUCAAGGCUUCUGAAGCAGCUGAAGCCAAAAUUAUGAGAGCUCCAAAGAGAAAGUUUGAAGACACAAAUCAGGGUAACAAAAAUACAAAGAAAGUGCCCCUAGCUCAGAGACCUGUAGCAUUUGUUAAAUCUAGUGACAACAAAACGGAAAAUCAGAAUGCACAAGAAGACAGUGCUCACACUCAGGUACCUAAGCCAGCCAAGCAGAAGAAAAUGGCACCGAAUAACAACAGUACACAAGUCGCCAAUACACUAGUUGCCAGACACGAGACAGACCAGGAACACAGGAGUACCAGUGUGCUGCCCUUAUCUAUGAGACCCUUAGCCUUUGUGAAAUCCGAUAAGGUCCUUCAUUUGGGGGAGGACUCGCCAGACACCCCUGAAGAUGAAACAAAUGAAGCCGAGGUAGAAGAAGCAGAAAUAAAACCAACCAGUGAACCAGUCUCCAACCAGAUAAAUCAGCCAGAAACAAAACCGACCCUUAAGCCAGUCUCUAACCAGAAAAAACAGCCCGAAACAAAACCAACUAAUGAACCAGCCUCCAACCAGAAAAAUCAGUCAUGGGGCAUCAACCUUGCACCGAAUAAAUAUGUAAUCGCUGUCCAGAAUAAUUCGAAAUUCACCAACCCUGUAGUGCAGCCUAAAGGUUCAACCUCAGGAAGGGAAAUCACUCAGCCGGAUGCCAGGGCGGGAAGAGGAGCAGUAAGGUCCGGUCCAGCCUCCCAAGGGCCAUCACCCACACCUGCAUUUAAUCAGACCAACAGAAUUUCCCCCUCAAAUGGAAUGCAACAGAGGCCAGGACAGAAACCAUUCAUGAAAUUCAAGAUCAACGAGCGGGACCCCCUGGCCAGAUUUGUGAUUUUGGAGCAUGGCUAUGUCAACAAUGACUCAGCAAUCAGCACCAUCAACCAGUCCGCCAACUUCUCCCACAUGCACAUAGAGUUCAAAUUCAACGAUUGUGGUUGUAACAUGGAGUGUGCAGUGGUAAUCCAGGGCACACAGGUCGGUAAGGCCAAAGAACCCACCAAGAAGGCCGCCAAGGAGAGUGCAUCGAUGCAGGCACUCGAGGAGCUCCGGCGCAGGUGCUAUACUCUCAAGAUCAUGAAGAAGCAUGCGUCAGAGGAGGAGGUAUCCAUCACAGACGUGGAUGGUAGGGUAUCCAAGGUGAAUGAAGGAGGCUCCUCUUUAGACAGGCCUGUGGAGGACUCUUCCAUAGGCAGCAAGCUCCUCAAGAUGAUGGGCUGGAGUGGUGGAGGACUCGGCAAGGAAGAGUCAGGCAUCACAGAGCCUAUCAGGCCAGCUACGGUAUUCGGGCGCGAAGGACUGGGCCACGAGGAGCAGGGCGUCACGCAUAAGUUCCGUUCGUAUAUCAGGACUCUCCUCUCAGACUUUGCCAAGGGCUCCAGCCUGAAGGACUUGGCCUUCUCACCAGAGUUCUCCAGGGAACAGCGGGCCGAGAUUCACAUGUCUGCUCGUAAAUUCAAGCUAAAGACCAAGAGUUUCGGCGAAGGGCAGAACCGCUUCCUGGUGCUGUCCCGCAAAUUCUCCGCCCUUGAGCUCAUCGAGAAGAUCGUCCAGGAGGGCGGGACGAGCAAAUAUGAGGUCGUGCCACCAAAGCGCUAGUGACAGGGGGGGCGAUUACAUGUCAGAAGAGCAUCGCUGGAAUAUGGUGUUUGUAAGGAGGGCAUUGUUGCUCAAGUUCCCCUCCUCCCUCCCCUUCCCUUUUUUAAACACACUUAUAGCAUAAUAUAUCUAUAAAUAUUCAUGUUUAUGUAUUUAUAUUUAUUUAUAUAUAUUUGUGUUUCAUCAGUUUGCUAAUAUAUCUUUUUGUUAGGAAUCCUAUAUUUUGUCUCAGUAUUCCACUGCAGCCCAAGUCCUCUGACAUGCAAGUGAAAAAUGGGCAUUAUUGCAUAUCGUAUAUUUCUUUAGUGCUAUAUUUCUAUGUUGAAGGAACUUGAAUAUUUUAACUGAGUAAUGCAGCAAUGGGAAACUUCUGAGCAGUAUUUAAUCAAUGUCAUUAUUUCGUCUGAUGUGUACAUAGGAGAACUUUUCUUAUCAGUUUUUGUUUGUUGUUCAGCAAAUCAUUGUCUUCUGGUUAUUGAAACAUCAAAGCAUGUAAGAUAUAUAUACAUACAACAUAAUGUAUAGAUUAAAUAUUCAAUGUAAAGUAGAUUUACAUUACACAGAUUUCAUAAUAUUUUGUUUUUGAAUGGCAUAAUGAGGAUCCAGAUUGUAUAAGUGUUUGUGAAGUCACAGUAAAUAGGGAAUUUUUUUAUGAUAUAAAUAGGAAAAGUAAUCCUUUCCUUAUCUUUUUAUUUUUUCUGUUUAUUUGUUUGUUUGUUGAAAAAAUCCUACUGAGUGAAGUGAGACGAUGUUAUUAUGUAUUCUGUACAAAUGAAAUGUAAAAAAAAUAAAUAAAUAAAAACAAUAUUUCUGUAAAGAGAGAUACAUCCAGGAAAGAAAUACGAAAAUAAAAAUA